Messenger RNA from Phialemonium atrogriseum, 1672 nucleotides. Its product is annotated as family 9 carbohydrate esterase. Bases 159 to 1463 code for a protein of 434 amino acids. Gene Ontology annotation, biological process: N-acetylglucosamine catabolic process. The transcript has 3 exons. Lineage: Eukaryota; Fungi; Ascomycota; Sordariomycetes; Cephalothecales; Cephalothecaceae. The record is from RefSeq and is a predicted model, not a curated record. Gene Ontology annotation, molecular function: N-acetylglucosamine-6-phosphate deacetylase activity.
CUUGAUAUAGGUGGUUGAGAGUCACUCCGCUAGUUUCUCCUCUCUCUUGCUAUUUUUUGAUAUGGAGAACACGAAUCGAACACAGGGGACCACCGUCCUUGCAGCCAACGCACACAGAAAAGCAUCCGAUAUCCCCCCUUUCCCUCCAGGCUGAUAGCAUGCCGUCGGCAAUCGCACAUCCGCCCAACAAUGGCAUCACCAAGCUUACCAACUGCCGCCUAGUCCGCGGCGAUUCUCUGGUUGCCGAGGAUCUCUGGAUCAGUUCCAAGACGGGAAAGAUCAUUCGCAGCCAGUCGACCUUCUAUGAUGAGCUCGUCUUGCCGGAUCAGACCAUCAAUCUGGGAGGCCGGAUAGUCUCGCCCGGUCUGAUAGAAUGCCAACUAAACGGGGCUUUCGGCUUCAAUUUCUCCACCAUCAUGGAUGACAUGUCACAAUAUGGGAAGAAGAUUCGGGAGCUGAAUAGGAAACUCGUCGAGACCGGCGUUACUUCAUAUGUCCCGACAGUCACCAGUCAAACCAGCGAGCUGUACCAAAAGGUCCUCCCAUUCCUCGGCCCAUCUGGCCACCUGCAGGCCGCCGAAGACGGGGCCGAGUCCCUCGGUGCUCAUGUCGAAGGCCCCUUCCUGAACCCUACCAAGAACGGCAUCCACAGCCGCGACGUCCUCCGCGAGGCAUGGAGUUUCAAGGACCUCGAGGACAUGUACGGCGCGUCAAACAUCAACCGCGGCGCGUCCGGCGCCCCGGGCCCCGUGAGGAUGAUCACGGCGGCGCCGGAGCAGGGCCGGAUGACGGACAUUAUCCCGGACAUCCGGUCGCGCGGGAUCAUCUGCUCAAUCGGGCACUCGGAGGCGACGUACGAGGAGGCGUCGGCGGCGGUGGAGCGGGGCGCGACCAUGAUCACGCACCUGUUCAACGCCAUGCGGCCCCUGCACCACCGGAACCCGGGCAUCUUCGGCGUGCUCGGCAUCGCCGAGUCGCUGCUCCGGCCGCGGCCCUUCUUCGGCGUCAUCUCCGACGGCAUCCACCUGCACCCGACAACGGUAAAGAUCGCCUGGAACGCACACCCGGACGGGUUCAUCCUCGUCACCGACGCCAUGCACCUGGUCGGCUUGCCCGACGGGUCGUACCAGUGGACCAAUGGAGAUGACCUGAAUUACAUCGUCAAGAAGGGCGCAGUGCUGCUGCUAGAGGGCUCGGAUACCAUAGCUGGCAGCUCCAUCACCCUGAUCGAGUGCGUCAACAACUUCCUCAACUGGUCCGGCGCGCCGAUCCCGCAGGCCCUCAAGGCGGUCACGGCGACGCCCGCGGCGAUGCUCGGCAUCGUGGGUACUAAGGGGACGCUGGACGCCGACGCCGAUGCGGACCUCGUCAUCCUGUCAGAAGAGCAGACCGCUGAGGGCGGGAAGAGUCUGGUGGUGGACGAGGUGUGGAAAUUUGGGUCUAGGGUCUUCGCUCGGGAGUGAGGAUUGAGGCUGGGGUGUCUAAAGGAGGAGAUCCAUCUACCUGCAAUCACUGGAAAUAAACAAGGUGACUUGACUGUAGUUGAAAAUGGGUCGUUUGAUGAGCAAGAUGUGACUGGUUUUGGCGCCACGUAGAUGGUCGGCAGGAUAUGCUGUGCAAAUUUCUAUAGAUGUAGAAAUAUGAAUAGACGUGCGAAUACGUUUUGGGCGGC